Molecule: messenger RNA, 1569 nt
Organism: Mesocestoides corti
Lineage: Eukaryota; Metazoa; Platyhelminthes; Cestoda; Cyclophyllidea; Mesocestoididae
Source: the annotation of a GenBank genome assembly
AUGCUGCAACUUAUCACGCGUCAACUGGGUGUGAGCGUUUCAACAAAGUAUUUAGAUGAUAACAAGAUUUCUCCUCCACAACGUCAACUGCUAUGCGACUUAACGAAUACGUUGAACCAAGCCACUGAAGAUUCAUUGGCCGGAUUAUCCAUGAAGUUUGAAGGGAAUCCACUUGACCUUGAAGAGGUGUGCAACCUCUCCGUUAUUGACAGUCAGUUGACCUUAAAGAAGACAGCGGCGGUUUCUGGAAUGUUCAACUAUUCCUCGUACAAGCAACUCAAGCCAACCGAGCUUCCUGAUGCAUUUUCGACCUACGGUGAAGGUACACUGUUUCUUACCUCUGGAGCUGCUGGAGGCGCUCCCCAAUUGGUCGCUUUGCUUCCUGGCACCUCAAACGACAGCCGCCGACUUUUACGGGCGUAUACUAUUCAAAACCCUGAUAUGGAACUCAAAGUCAGCCAGCUAGAGACCCGAUUCAUGCCCUUUUCGAAUGAAGUUUCCAUUUCAUACGAAGCUACCUACAGUUUCUCGUUUUCCGUCAUUCACGUGGAUUUUACCUGCCCUACCGGUGGCUUGCUUUCCCACCCACAGGGUACCACUAUUGGGCACGUGACAACACAAAUUUCGCCGUUUUCCACCGCCGGUUCUCCCUUGAGUUCAAUCAAGAUCGAUCUGGACAGGAUCAAGCGGCUCUCCAUAGCAUACCAGAACGAAGCUGCGUGGAUCCCUAUUGGUGAUUUCAAUGCUGAUGCAUUGGAGUGCUCGAUCGUAUCUCAUUUGACCAACGGAAAACGUGAUAUUCAGUGCCCCUCAGGUUUGCAUGUACUGCGAGAUUUGGACUCAACUGAACGCACCUGGGAAGCCCUCAAGGAUGUUCCUGAUAGAAAACUUGCUCGUCAGGGCUUUUUACUAGCAUUGCGUCGUCUCCAAGACAACAUCAGCCUUUUGUCUAUUGGCUCAAACAAUUUUACGCGAUUUGCCAAAUUGAGCCGGUCAUGCGUUGCUCUUCGGGGAGGCGAACAGUCCCAAUUCGAGGUCACCGGUCUCAGGAUGCUCCUCGAGGCGGGCAUCUAUAAGGCCACGAACGACUGUCUGGCUGUUAUUCGCUCUGUUUCCCCAUAUCUUGAAAAGGCUUUUGUCUCGAUGAACUUCACUGACAACAUGAGCCUGGAAAAGCGCCUGUUGUUGCUUUUUCACCUUUACAAAGUUGGGUGCAUGGCCGCUGCUCUGAGCAGUGUCAUUCAAGCUUCUGUUGUGGAAACGGAAAUACGGCCUCUUUUGCUGGACACAAAGACCUCAAAAACUGAGUUUCCUUCCGUAAUGGAGACCGAUGAAUUGGAGCUCGACGCACCCUCCUACACCCACACCUGCACUACUCCUCUCACUCAUCUAAUUCCACAACUUGGCAAUUUUACUCCUGAUAUUUGGAUAGUACGAUUCUCUGCCAGUAAACCGGUUAAGACGGAAAAGCACCUCGUCUACGAAUGCCUUCUUUCAAGUGACGGAUCUUUAACCCCUCACUGCCAUGUGCUGGAGCUUGUCGACACGGUUUGGUAUCCUGACUCUUGA